This is a messenger RNA of Panicum hallii, 2997 nucleotides long. Its product is annotated as probable methyltransferase PMT24. NCBI's taxonomy places the organism in Eukaryota, Viridiplantae, Streptophyta, Magnoliopsida, Poales, Poaceae. Gene Ontology annotation, cellular component: trans-Golgi network; endosome; cytoplasm. The record is from RefSeq and is a predicted model, not a curated record. Gene Ontology annotation, molecular function: methyltransferase activity. The transcript has 7 exons. The coding region runs from base 1 to 2712 and encodes 903 amino acids.
AUGGCGGGGGGCUCCCGGGGCUCGCGCGCCGGCGGGAAGCGCGGCGGCGCCGCGGCGUCCGCGUCGUCCUCGGCGGCGGCGUCCGCGUGCGUCUACUACGCCACCACGGCGCUGCUCGUCGCGCUCUGCGUCGCGGGGGCCUACUUCCUCACUUCCACCUCCAGCGCGGCGUCGGCGGCGGCCGCGGACGGGGACGCGGCGGGGGGCACGGUCACCGCGUACCGGCACACGACGCGGUCGUCGUUCGCGUACGAGGUGACGAGGGAGAGGGCCGCGCUGGCGCCGCCGCGCCGGGCGGGGAAGGCUGGCGGUGAGAGCGCCCGCUCCGACGAGGACCUCGCCGAGGUGGAGUCCCAGCCGGAGAGCACCGUCGCGGCGGCGGCCGUGCUGGACGACCCGCACGCCAAGCCGGACGAGGAGCGUGGCUCCGACGAGGCGGGCAUGGAGGAGGAGCACAGGAUCUCAGGGGCGGCCAUGGAGGAUGUGAAGAGCGAGGACGGUGACAACGUGGCGGCCGCCGGCGAUGCGGGUGCGGAGGACGCGGCGAAGGAGCAAGAGGCAGUGCUGGAGGAGAACCGCGACCCGCAGCUGGAGAUGCCGCACGAGCAGGCUCGGGCCGCUGCCGUCGAGGAGAAGAACCUGGACGGCGGCAUCGAGGAGGAGAGCAACGCGGGGCAGAGGCAGCGAGAGGAGGAGCAGAGCGCGCUCGACGAGCAGGCCGCCGGCGGAGGCCUGCGCCGGGAGGUGCAGGAGGAGCCCCAGAUCGACGGCGACGAACGAGCGGACCCGCAGCCGGGGGAGGAGAGCGAGCAGCGUCAGCCGGAGGAGGAGCGCAGCAAUGAGCAGCCACAGAACGAAGAACAGCCACAGAAUGGGGAAGGCGGCGACGGCGACAAGCAGGCGGUGUCCGAGCACAGGGAGGACACGGACGGCAACACCAGCCAGGACGGCCGCAGCGUGGAAGACUCGCUCGUCGGCGAGGCCCGCACCGAGGAGCACAAGGCGUGGGCGACGCAGGCCGACCAGUCCCACCGGGAGAAAGACCGCCGCGACGAGAACGCCGGCAGCGGCGACGGCGACGGCAGCGGAGCGGACAGCGCCGGCGGCGAGGAGCACGAGUGGCGGGUGUGCAACGUGAAGGCCGGCGCGGACUACAUCCCCUGCCUGGACAACGAGAAGGCCGUCAAGAAGCUGCGGCCGGAGAACUUCCGGCGGUACGAGCACCGGGAGCGGCACUGCCCCGACGAGGGCCCGACGUGCCUCGUCCCGCUCCCCAGCGGCUACCGCCGCCCCAUCGAGUGGCCCAAGAGCCGAGACAGGAUUUGGUACAGCAACGUGCCGCACACGAAGCUGGUGGAGGUGAAGGGCCACCAGAACUGGGUGAAGGUGAGCGGGCAGCACUUGACCUUCCCCGGCGGCGGCACGCAGUUCAUCCAUGGCGCCCUACACUACAUCGACUUCCUUCAGCAGUCUGUCCGCGGCAUCGCGUGGGGGAAGCACACGCGGGUGGUGCUCGAUGUCGGCUGCGGCGUGGCCAGCUUCGGCGGCUACCUGUUCGACCGCGACGUGGCGACCGUGUCGUUCGCGCCCAAGGACGAGCACGAGGCGCAGGUGCAGAUGGCGCUCGAGCGCGGGAUCCCGGCCAUCUCCGCCGUCAUGGGCUCCAAGCGCCUGCCAUUCCCCAGCAAGGCCUUCGACCUCGUCCACUGCGCGAGGUGCCGCGUGCCCUGGCACGCCGACGGUGGCGCCCUCCUCCUCGAGCUGAACCGCGUCCUGCGCCCCGGCGGCUUCUUCGUCUGGUCGGCGACGCCGGUGUACCAGAAGCUGCCGGAGGACGUCGAGAUCUGGAAAGCAAUGACAUCUCUGACGAAAUCCAUGUGCUGGGAGCUGGCGUCGAUCAAGAAGGAUCGUCUCAACGGCGUCGGCGUCGCCUUCUACCGCAAGCCGACGUCCAACGACUGCUACGAGGCGAGGAGGCGGCAGCAGCCACCGAUGUGCAGCGACGACGACGACGCCAACGCCGCGUGGUACAUCCGCCUCAACUCGUGCAUGCACCGCGUGCUGACGGGCCCGUCGGAGCGCGGCGCGCGGUGGCCCGUGGACUGGCCGCGGCGGGUGCGGACGCCGCCGUACUGGCUCAGCGCCGCGCGGGCCGGGGUGUACGGGAAGCCGGAACCGGAGGACUUCACGGUGGACUACGACCACUGGCGGCGCGUCGUCGACCGGUCCUACCUCAACGGCCUGGGCAUCGACUGGCCCAGGGUCAGGAACGUCAUGGACAUGAGAGCCGCAUACGGAGGGUUCGCUGCCGCGCUCCGGGAGAAGAAGGUCUGGGUGAUGAACGUCGUGAACGUCGACGCGCCCGAUACGCUGCCGGUCAUCUUCGAGCGCGGGCUGUUCGGCAUCUACCAUGACUGGUGCGAGUCCUUCAGCACCUACCCGAGAACCUACGACCUCCUGCACGCCGAUCACCUCUUCUCCAAGAUCAAAGAGAGAUGCGCGGUUCUGCCGGUGGUGGUCGAAGUGGACAGGGUCAUCAGGCCUGGGGGCGGCAUCAUCGUGCGCGACGAGGCCGGCGCCGUCGGCGAGGUGGAGAAGCUCCUGAGGUCGCUUCACUGGGACGUGCGGUUGACCUUCUCCAAGAACGACGAAGGGGUGCUCUACGCUGAGAAAUCGGAUUGGCGGCCGGAGCUGAUCGAGGAGCCUGCGUAAUAGCCAGCCCCUCUUGACUGACCAUUUCAGGACGACAAGCAGUUUUCAUGUCCAGCUCAAAGAUAGAUAGGGUUCUUCCUUUCUCCUCUCUUAGUUUUGCAGAUGUUACAUACGAAUAACACACCCGUCAGCAGUGAGUACAUUGUUUUGCAGUAGCAUCGCAGUAUGUUCAUAAUCACUGAUAGAGAAUUUAAAUCAUUAUAGCAAACUGAACGCUGAUGAUAGUUACAGAUUCCUACUUGUGUAUCCUGGACGCCAAAGGUUAUAUGGAAUAUAUGCUCAGUU